AUGGCCGUCAAACAAACCCUCCAAGCCAAAUAUCGACUGCUGUCAGGCCAUGAGAUCCCAAUCCUCGGGUAUGGGGUUUAUAUGAUUCCCGCAUCCUCGACCGAGAAAGCCACCCGAGAAGCCUUCAACGUCGGAUUCCGCCAUGUUGAUUCAGCCAUUAUGUACCGCAAUGAGAAGCCCUGCGGCCAGGCGAUCAAAAAUUCCGGACUCGAACGCUCUGAGCUCUUCUUCACCACCAAGAUCCCUCCCGGAUCCAUGGGAUACGAGCGCACGAGGAGAUCCAUUGACUCGAGUCUGCGGGAAGCAGCGCAGGAAUACUUUGAUCUAAUCCUGAUACAUGCCCCCUACGGCGGCAAAGAAGCCCGUCUAGGAUCGUGGGACGCACUGGUCGAAGCCCAGAAAGCAGGAAAAGUCAAGUCGAUAGGCGUCUCCAACUACGGCCUCCACCACCUCGAAGAGCUGGACGAGUACAUCCGCGGCGGUGGCGGCGGCGAGAUCUCAGUCGGGCAGUAUGAGCUGCACCCGUGGCUGGACCACUCGGAUAUCGUUUCGUGGCUGCAGCAGCGCAAGAUCAUUGUGGAGGCAUACUCGCCGCUAGCGCAUGGUAGCCGAUUCCGCGAACCGGUGCUGCAGGCGAUUGGGAAGAAGUAUGGCAAGUCGCCGGCGCAGGUGUUGAUUCGGUGGAGCUUGCAGAUGGGAUUCGUGCCUCUGCCCAAGUCUGCUACGCCGCAACGCAUCCGGGAGAAUAUUGAUGUAUUUGACUUUGAAUUGUCGGCUGAGGAUAUGGAGUUGUUGGAUACGGGUGAAUACUCGCCCACGGACUGGGACCCGACUGUCGAUGUGGACUAA
This is a messenger RNA of Penicillium alfredii, 849 nucleotides long. Its product is annotated as aldo/keto reductase family protein. Lineage: Eukaryota; Fungi; Ascomycota; Eurotiomycetes; Eurotiales; Aspergillaceae. Bases 1 to 849 code for a protein of 282 amino acids. The transcript is spliced from 6 exons. The record is from RefSeq and is a predicted model, not a curated record. Gene Ontology annotation, molecular function: oxidoreductase activity.